Lacerta agilis (Sand lizard) is the source of this 2398-nucleotide messenger RNA. It is a transcript of the gene SLC26A6, whose product is annotated as solute carrier family 26 member 6. Gene Ontology annotation, molecular function: secondary active sulfate transmembrane transporter activity; bicarbonate transmembrane transporter activity; chloride transmembrane transporter activity. Gene Ontology annotation, biological process: transmembrane transport. The record is from RefSeq and is a predicted model, not a curated record. Lineage: Eukaryota; Metazoa; Chordata; Lepidosauria; Squamata; Lacertidae. Gene Ontology annotation, cellular component: membrane. The transcript has 20 exons. Bases 141 to 2390 code for a protein of 749 amino acids.
UCAGGUAUUAAUAGUGAGCAAAGGGGAGCACGCAGUUAGAGAGCCGUCCGGCCACAGCAGACAUUGCCAAUCCUGCUGCAUUUUAUCACACAUCAGCCUCAGAGUGAGUCCAUAAAGCAGGUGGCAUUAUUGCCAAGGAGAUGAAAGAAAACGAAGUGUCGUGCCGCUCCAGGGCUGAGCAUCAUACAUUGAAUGAGGCUGAACUAGAGACGAUUGGCCUGAGAAAUGAGGCUCCUUCAACCUCUCUCUCUACCAAGAUCCAGAAGAUAAGGUGCUCAAGUUCGACUGCAAAGUCCUUGCUGUUCAAGUUCUUCCCCAUUCUGAAAUGGCUGCCGCGGUACCCAGUCAAGGAUUGGCUGCUAGGGGACAUCAUCUCAGGAUUCAGUGUAGGAAUCAUGCAUCUCCCUCAGGGUUUGGCCUACGCGCUUCUAGCAGGGCUGCCUCCCGUCAUCGGCUUGUAUUCAGCCUUCUAUCCCGUCCUGCUGUAUUUCUUCUUUGGGACCUCCAGGCACAUCUCUGUGGGCCCAUUUGCUGUCAUCUCUGUGAUGAUCGGGAGUGUGACAGACUCACUGGAACCAAGCGGAAAGUACAUGGAGGCGGUUAACGGUUCGAAUGUCACCAUUGUCAAUGAGACUCUGAGGGACGCUGCCAGAGUGGAGCUGGUGGCUUCACUUGCCUUCUUGGUUGGCAUAUUUCAGAUUGCCCUUGGUCUGCUUCAAUUUGGGUUUGUGGCCACCUACCUUUCUGAGCCUUUGGUGCGGGGCUACACCACAGCGGCCUCUAUCCAAGUGCUAAUCUCCCAGCUGAAGUACGUCUUUGGGGUGACUGUGAUGGAGUAUUCAGGGCCAUUGUCAAUGAUCUAUACCUUUUUGGAAGUUUGCUCAAAAUUGCCAAAUACCAACGUGGGCACCUUAGUCACUUCUCUGAUCACCAUGGUUUCGAUCCUGCUUGUGAAGCUGCUCAAUGACAAAAUUGGCAAGAGGCUUCCGAUCCCAAUCCCCAUCGAGCUUCUCACGAUUAUUAUAUCCACAGUGAUCUCCUACUUUGCCAAGCUGAACGGAAAUUUUGGGAUUAGCAUCGUGGGUGAAAUCCCCAGCGGGAUGAGGCCCCCUGAGGCCCCCAAAGUACACUAUUUUGAGAAGGUGGUAGGAAAUGCUUUUGCCAUCGCGAUGGUUAGCUAUGUUAUUGCUAUCUCGCUCGGCAAGAUCUUUGCUCUCAAGCAUGGCUACAAAGUGGACAGCAACCAGGAGCUGAUAGCCUUGGGGCUCAGUAACUUCGUGGGCAGUUUUUUCCAAUGUUACAGCAUCAGCUGCUCCAUGUCCCGCUCCCUUGUGCAGGAGAGCACUGGAGGCAACAGUCAGGUGGCUGCCCUGGUCUCCUGUCUCAUCCUCCUAGUGACCAUCUUGAAGAUUGGGGCACUUUUUGAACAGCUGCCCAAGGCCAUUUUAGCUUCUAUCAUUAUUGUCAACCUGAAGGGCAUGUUCAAGCAGUUUAGAGAUAUCCGUAUGCUUUGGAGAUCCAACGUUAUUGACCUGCUGAUCUGGAUUGUAACCUUCAUAGCUACUAUUGUGUUGAAUCUUGACAUGGGACUUGGGGUUGCUGUGGCCUUUUCACUUCUCACCGUAAUCUUCCGGACCCAGAUGCCCCAUUAUUCCAUUUUAGGACAAGUGCCCACAACUGAUGUUUACAGAGAUGUAGCUGAAUAUCAAAAGGCUGAGGAGAUCCCAGGCAUGAAGAUUUUCCGCUCCUCCGCUACGGUCUAUUUUGCUAAUGCUGACCUGUAUGCAGAAGCCCUAAAGAAGAAGUGUGGCUUUGAUGUGGACCGUCUUGUUGAAAAGAAGAAAAAAGCCCUAAAGAAGAAGCAGAAGAAAGACAAGAAGGAAGCCAAGCAGGCAAAGAAAAUGGCUUCUCAGAUAAAAACGGUGUGUGACUCCGGGAACAACAACCUGGCGUUUGUGAACAUAGAUAUGGAGGCAAGGCCACAGGAACUGGGAGAUGACACAGAAGCCACUGCUGCUAAUGGAAGUGUGACUGACUUGGCCCCGCAAAACCAGAGCCAGCCACAACCUUCUGGCAAACCCACUUUGCAUUCCCUGGGACUGAAGAAGCCUCCUCUUCACUCGCUUAUCCUGGACCUCACCCCUGUCAACUUUGUGGACACCGUCUGCAUAAAGACCUUUAAAAACAUAUUUAAAGAUUUCCAAGAGAUUGAAGUGGACGUGUUUCUCGUCGGUUGCCAUGCUUCCGUCAUUACCCAGCUGGAAAGAGGCAAUUUCUUCAGCCAGACCAUCACCAAGCAGCACCUUUUCCCAUCUGUACAUGAUGCUGUUACCUAUGUUACCAGGAACCGGGGAGAGAGCUUGCCACAAACUGUCACAGUACGUGGUUAGCCUUUUCU